Closterium sp. Yama58-4 is the source of this 387-nucleotide messenger RNA. NCBI's taxonomy places the organism in Eukaryota, Viridiplantae, Streptophyta, Zygnematophyceae, Desmidiales, Closteriaceae. The record is from the annotation of a GenBank genome assembly.
AUGUCCUCCGUCCCGCGCCCGCCGUUCGCCGCGGGCAUCGCGUCUUCUGCGCCCGGCGCGCCCGGAUCUUGCGCGUUCACUCAGCGCACGCCGCAAUACAAGGGCGUGCGGCAACGGCGCUGGGGGAAGUGGGUGUCGGAGAUCCGCGAGCCGCGCAAGCGCUCGCGCAUCUGGCUGGGGUCGUACGACACGGCGGAAGACGCGGCGCGCGCGUACGACACCGCCGCGCGCAUGCUCCGCGGGCGGCGCGCGAGUCUCAACUUCCCGAACAGCUUCGCGACGGUUCCGCUGCCGUCCGCGACGGCGGAAGCGCUGCUGCGCGCGAGUAAGGAGGCUGCGCGCGUGCUGGGACUGAAACCUGACGAGAUCGCACCUUUGAUGUGGUGA